Molecule: messenger RNA, 1194 nt
Organism: Penicillium odoratum
Lineage: Eukaryota; Fungi; Ascomycota; Eurotiomycetes; Eurotiales; Aspergillaceae
Exons: 4
Coding region: 1-1194 (397 amino acids)
Source: RefSeq, a predicted model, not a curated record
AUGACAUUAUCCUCCAUCCAGCUGCGCUGGGGACGAAUGCUUGUCAUUCCGCUUGGAGUCCUCAUCCUCCUUUGGCGUUUCUCGCCGCUGUCAUCUACUAGAUCAUCAAUUACACGAUCCCAGCAGGACUCGGCCUGGAACGAUAUACACGCUAUUGAAAAUCGAACACUGGGUUUUGGGAAGGUCUUAGCCAUCAAUUUACCCAACCGGCCAGACAAGCGUGACAACAUUGUCUUAGGCUCAUCGGUCUGCAAUUUUCAAGUCGAAUUUGUCGACGGCGUAACUCCAGACGCAAUACCACCGAAAACAUAUCCAUAUAACUGGAAUCCCGACCACACCGCGAGCGAAUACGCCGCUCGCCGCGCACAUUUAGAUGGAAUCCGACGCAUCGUUGAACAAGGUCUAGGCAGUGGGGUUAUCAUUGAAGACGAUGCUGAUUGGGACCUCAACAUCAAAACCCAACUUCAAAGCUUCGCCCUCGCAAUCCGGGCACUCCAAGGCGCAUCCAAAACCCCAACAUCAUCACCAUACGGCGACGACUGGGACGUUCUCUGGCUCGGACACUGUGGUCUAGAAUGCAAGACCAAUUUACCAUAUUAUGAAAGCGAAGACGACCUCACGGUCCUUGAGGCUCGUCAUUUCCUUCCCUAUUGGCGUGAUCCGCCUGCAUUCGAACGCUCCGACCACUCCCGAAUGGUAUGCACCGCUCAAGAUGCCGUCUGUUCGAGUUUCUACGCCGUUAGUUAUCACGGCGCACAAAAAAUUCUCGCCGCAUUGUCUGUCAAUCCAUUCGGCCUUGCUGAGGAGAUUGAUAUUGGCGCGCAAAUGGACGUAGCGUUAGGCCGUAUGUGUGGCCAUGGAUACCUGCGGUGCUUUGCGCCAUAUCCGGCCAUCACAGGUACCUUCCGUUCUGCCGGGGCGGCAGAGAAAGGCUCAGACAUCCACCAAGAAGAAGAAGGAAAUACUGUUGGCUUCGCUAGUUGGGGAAUGUUGUACAGCACCAUGUUAAACGUGCAGCGUAUACUCAGAGGACAGCCUGUAAAGGCAACAUGGGGUGAUGUUGAAAAGCCAAUAAUGGUCCCAGAAGAUAUUGGAGUUCGACAUGGGAAAUUAUACAUGAAGGCUGAGACUGGGCCACAGGUUAUUGAAACCGUGGCUGUGGAUGAACAAUAUCGAAGGACUGUACAUUUGUAA